Messenger RNA from Lindgomyces ingoldianus, 1677 nucleotides. RefSeq names its product AAA-domain-containing protein. Gene Ontology annotation, cellular component: mitochondrial outer membrane. Lineage: Eukaryota; Fungi; Ascomycota; Dothideomycetes; Pleosporales; Lindgomycetaceae. Gene Ontology annotation, molecular function: ATP binding; ATP hydrolysis activity. The coding region runs from base 81 to 1433 and encodes 450 amino acids. The record is from RefSeq and is a predicted model, not a curated record. The transcript is spliced from 4 exons.
CAAUAUCAUUCACCGCUAUCGUCACCAUAACGAGUCCCCCCCCACCGUUCCCCUAGUCUUCGAGUUUGCAAGUCGCCAAAAUGAGCGGCAAUAAGAAAUCAACAUUAUCGUACCUCCCCGACAUCCUCAUGGCGGCUGCCGCUCCCCUUGUCGCAUACUUUCUAAUCCGCUCGCUGCUCACGCGUCUCGACCCAGACGCCGCCUCCAAAGAAGAAGCCCAACAAAAAGCCCUUGCCGCCUCUCGCAAACUCGACGCAAUAUUAGCCAAUAAAGCCCUUGAGGGUGACGAGGAUGACGAAUACGGGAGUGGGUACCGAGAUGGCAGGAGGAGGAGGGGUAGUCGGGCGAAGAUAGAGGAUCUGAGACUUACGAGUUAUGAGCAGACGAUUGCUAUGGAGGUUGUUGCGCCCGAAGAGAUACCCGUCAGUUUUGAGGACAUCGGCGGCCUUGAUUCCAUAAUCGAAGAACUCAAAGAAUCCGUAAUAUACCCGCUCACCCUCCCACAUCUCUAUUCUUCAACCUCAUCCCUCCUGUCCGCCCCAUCAGGCGUCCUUCUCUAUGGUCCUCCAGGUUGCGGAAAAACUAUGCUGGCGAAAGCACUGGCGCACGAGUCCGGCGCCUGCUUCAUCAAUCUCCAUAUAUCAACGCUGACAGAGAAGUGGUAUGGAGAUAGCAACAAGCUGGUAAACGCCGUGUUCAGUUUAGCGAGGAAGCUGCAACCGAGUAUUGUCUUCAUUGACGAGAUCGACGCUGUAUUAGGGCAGAGGAGAAGUGGAGAACAUGAAGCGAGCGGCAUGGUGAAAGCAGAAUUCAUGACGCACUGGGAUGGCCUCUCCUCUUCCACACGCCCUGGCACCACUACCCCUCAACGUAUUGUCAUCCUGGGUGCCACAAACCGCAUCCAAGACAUCGACGAAGCAAUCCUACGCCGCAUGCCCAAAAAAUUUCCCGUUGCCCUCCCCAACGCCUCUCAACGCCACAACAUUUUCAGCCUCAUCCUCCGGGGCACCAAAAUCGACCACGCGGCUUUCGACCUCGACUAUUUAGUCCGCGUCUCCGCAGGAAUGUCUGGUUCCGACAUCAAAGAAGCAUGUCGAGACGCCGCCAUGGGCCCAGUGCGUGAAUGUAUUCGGAGAAAGAAGGCAGAUGGGUCGUUACACCGGUCUACGAAAGCCGUGCAACCGCAUGAUUUGCGGGGUUUACGGACGGAGGAUUUUUUUGGGAGGGGGCGGGUGCAGAGGGAAAUGGACUCGUUGGAUGAUGUCCGUGAUACAGUCGUUAAUGCCCGAGAGGGACCUAGGAAAAUCCAUACCACUGAAGAGUCGGAGGAUUCGAGUAGUAAUGUGAGUACGGCGAGUGGGGAUGGGGAUGGGGAGAGGGAUGGGUUUAGGGAUAGCGCGUAUCAAGAUGCUGAGGUGGAGAUUGUGCGGUAGGAUGGGUGGACAAAAAUCGGGGCAUGGGAGAUUAUGGUGAAUGAAACGUAUAUAUGGGUGGUGCUGUAUCAUGAAAAUCUCUCUCAGCUUUCGGAUAUCAAACACGGACGGGUGUCGGCGUUGUUAAUGGAUAGCCGGCUGGCUGGUUAGAGCUGUAUAGACAGCACAGGCACUGCGGGCAUGUGAGAUCUUCGUUACCAUAACCAUAGACAGGGCCUAUUGUAAAUUUUCUCCUCUUCUCUAG